GGGCUCUCUGGGCGGAACCCCGAUCGUCAUGUUAAGGUGAAGCAGAGGGGCUCAGUGCUGACCAUGCUAAGGAGGCUGGACAAAAUCCGGUUCAGAGGUCACAAGAGAGAAGACUUCCCCGACCUGGCAGAGUCCCCCAACGCCUCGGACACUGAAUGCGGGGAUGAGAUUCCCCUGAAGAUCCCUCGGACUACACCCCGCGACAGCGAGGAGCUGAGGGACCCUGCUGGUCCGGGGACACUCAUCAUGGCUGCAGGGGUCCAGGACUUCAACCGGACGGAGUCUGACCGGCUGAACGAGAUCAAAGGCCACCUGGAAAUCGCCCUGCUGGAGAAGCACUUUCUCCAGGAGGAGCUUCGGAAGCUGCGCGAAGAGACCAACGCGGAGACGCUGCGGCAGGAGCUGGAGCGUGAGCGGCAGAGGCGACUGGAGCUGGAGCAGAGGGUCCAGGAGGUGCUCAAGGCCAGGUCCGAAGAGCAGCCAGCUCCGCCCCCCAGAGGACCGACCCAGGUCAGCAACGGAGCAGAGCAGAGAGGCCAGGGACUGUGUGCCCGCUUCCAGAAGUGGUGUUACGACAGGUUCGGGGAGUACAUCGAAGACUUCCGGUUCCAACCUGAGGAGAGCACUGUGGAGGCAGAGGAGCCCCUCAGUGCCAGGAGGUUAACAGAAAACAUGAGGAGACUCAAGCGUGGUGCCAAGCCCGUCACCAGCUUUGUCAAGAACCUCUCUGCCUUGUCCGACUGGUACUCUGUCUACACGUCUGCCAUCGCCUUCAUUGUGUACAUGAACGCCGUGUGGCAUGGCUGGGCCAUCCCCAUGUUCUUGUUCCUGGCGAUCCUGCGAUUGUCUCUCAAUUUCCUCAUUGCCAGGGGCUGGAGAAUUCAGUGGAGCAUUGUGCCUGACGUGUCCGAACCUGUGGAACCUCCUAAGGAAGACCUGACUGUGUCGGAGAAGUUCCAGCUGGUGCUGGACGUGGCCCAAAAGGCCCAGAACCUCUUCGGUAAGAUGGCCGAUAUCCUGGAGAAGAUCAAGAACCUGUUCAUGUGGGUGCAGCCCGAGAUCACACAGAAGCUGUACGUGGCGCUGUGGGCCGCCUUCCUCGCCUCCUGCUUCUUCCCCUACCGCCUGGUGGGCCUUGCCAUGGGGCUCUACGCCGGGGUCAAGUUUUUCCUCAUCGAUUUCAUGUUUAAACGCUGCCCGAGGCUGCGCGCCAAGUACGACACACCCUACAUCAUCUGGAAGAACCUCCCCACGGACCCCCAGCUCAAGGAGCGGGCCAGCGCCACCGUGUCUCGCCGGGUCCAGACCACGUCCUCACGGAGCUGUGUCUCGAGCACACCGGCCAGCCUGGGCAGGGAGGAGGACUCCAGCCGCUUCCACGGCACCAAGAAGGGCAACUUCCAUGAAAUCUUCAACCUGACGGAGAACGAGCGGCCGCUUGCAGUGUGUGAGAGCGGCUGGCGCUGCUGCCUCAUUAACAGGGACCGCAAGAUGCCCACGGACUAUAUCCGGAACGGCGUGCUCUAUGUGACAGAGAAUUACUUGUGCUUCGAGAGUUCCAAAUCGGGGUCUUCAAAACGGAAUAAGGUCAUUAAGCUGGUGGACAUCACAGACAUACAGAAGUACAAGGUCCUCUCAGUCCUCCCGGGCUCUGGUAUGGGGAUUGCUGUCUCCACACCCUCCACCCAGAAACCGCUGGUGUUCGGGGCCAUGGUGCACCGUGACGAGGCGUUCGACGCCAUCUUCAGCCAGUACAUGAAGAUCACAGCUGCGGCCGCGGUGGGCGGGGACAGCUAG
Molecule: messenger RNA, 1797 nt
Organism: Elephantulus edwardii (Cape elephant shrew)
Lineage: Eukaryota; Metazoa; Chordata; Mammalia; Macroscelidea; Macroscelididae
Gene: GRAMD4
Product: GRAM domain containing 4
Exons: 20
Coding region: 64-1797 (577 amino acids)
Biological process (GO): negative regulation of toll-like receptor 9 signaling pathway; apoptotic process
Source: RefSeq, a predicted model, not a curated record